This is a messenger RNA of Eimeria tenella, 882 nucleotides long. RefSeq lists its product as uncharacterized. Gene Ontology annotation, biological process: endoplasmic reticulum to Golgi vesicle-mediated transport; regulation of GTPase activity. Gene Ontology annotation, cellular component: TRAPP complex; trans-Golgi network; cis-Golgi network. The transcript has a single exon. The coding region runs from base 1 to 882 and encodes 293 amino acids. Lineage: Eukaryota; Apicomplexa; Conoidasida; Eucoccidiorida; Eimeriidae. The record is from RefSeq and is a predicted model, not a curated record.
AUGGACGGCGCGGCAGCAGCAGCAACGCCUCAGUCUUCUCCGUCUAGCACGCGCGCAGCUGAAAAGGAGGGCCGUGCUGCACGUCCUCAGCCGCAGCUGCUGCAGCAGCAGCAACUGCAGCAGCAGCCGCAGCAUUUUCCGCCGCCGACGCCGCUAGCUUCCCCCAGUUCUGCGUCGCUUGCUGCUGCAGUUGUGGCUCCGCCGCAGACGCACGAAGUGAGCAGCACCGGCGUGGCGCUGCUGCACCAAGAGCUGCUGCUGUACACUUUGCGGCGCUGCAGCCCGGUAUACAGGGCUUCCGAUGGGCCAGCGGAAGCAGCAUCAGCUCGCGGCCGUCCAUCUUCCGCCACCUGCGCGUCGGGCGCAGCAGCAGCAGCAGCAGCAGCAGCGGCGGCAGCGGCGCUGCCGCUGCUGCAGAGCAGCGGCUACCGCGUGGGCAGCCGCGUCGCCGAGCGCCUGACCCUCAAGUGCUGCCGCAUGCCCGAGCAGCGCGAGUGCGUCAAAUUUGUCUGCAAAGAUCUUUGGCAUUUUUUGUUUCAAAAGCAAGCUGACAGGCUGCAGACAAACAGGCGGGGGGGCUACGUGGUGCACGACGCGAGCCUGCCUUGGCUGCGCCGCGUGCACCCGCUGCCGCCGCCCGCAGCAGCAGCAGCAGCAGCAGCAGCAGCAGCGACGGCCCCCGGGAGCGCCCCCGAGGCGCUGCUGCUGCAGCAGCACGAGGACGAACUCCGCAGAGCUGCUGCUACGCAGCCUCAGCUCCACGUGGCCUUCGUCUGUGGGGCCAUUCGGGGGGCCCUCGCAGCCCUGGGCCUCGAGUGCACUGUCACAGCCGAAGUCCCAAGGCCCCCCAGCUGCGCCUUCCAGAUACGCAUAUCUUCGUAG